This is a messenger RNA of Argentina anserina (silverweed cinquefoil), 779 nucleotides long. Its product is annotated as vesicle transport protein GOT1-like. Bases 98 to 520 code for a protein of 140 amino acids. The record is from RefSeq and is a predicted model, not a curated record. Lineage: Eukaryota; Viridiplantae; Streptophyta; Magnoliopsida; Rosales; Rosaceae. The transcript is spliced from 8 exons. Gene Ontology annotation, biological process: retrograde transport, endosome to Golgi; endoplasmic reticulum to Golgi vesicle-mediated transport.
CUCUCUCUCUCUCUCUCUCUCAGGUCCUCGCAAGAUCCUCAUCGUCCAAAUCGAGUUCCUAUUCUUCAGAUUUCUCUAAGUGACUCGGUCAGCAACAAUGGUUUCCUUCGAGAUGAAUGAUCGGAAAAAGAUCGGACUAGGAUUGACUGGAUUUGGUGUAUUCUUCUCAUUCCUGGGAAUGGUUUUCUUCUUUGACAAGGGAUUACUUGCAAUGGGCAAUAUCCUCUUCUUCUCAGGGGUGACUUUAACCAUUGGAUUUAAGUCCACGAUGCAAUUCUUCAUGAAACGUCAAAAUUUCAAGGGGUCAAUUUCUUUUGGUGUUGGGUUCUUCUUUGUGCUCAUAGGGUGGCCAAUCCUGGGCAUGAUUCUGGAGGCAUAUGGUUUCAUUGUACUCUUCAGUGGCUUUUGGCCAACACUGGCAGUGUUUCUGCAGAAGAUUCCAAUUCUGGGAUGGGUGUUCCAACAGCCAUUUGUUAGAUCGUUCUUUGACCGAUAUCGUGGUCGACGGGUACCUGUGUAGCCAGGAAACAAAGUUCCAAAUCUGAUGCGGCGAACCUGUAAUCUUGUAAUAUACGUUAGAUGGAUAAACUGAUUCUUUUAUUUUCUGCCCACAAUUUGACUGUAGGAAAUUACUGAGCUUUAUCUUUAAAGAAAAAAGAAGUUAAAGAAAAAUAGGAUGAGCUUUAUCUGUAGCUGUCUGGUAGUUUGAUUCUUUUGUUCUUGUCAAGCUUAUGUUACUUUUGAAUGAUUCACUAUUCAAAUUGUCACGUGUUUAUAGU